This is a messenger RNA of Drosophila nasuta, 776 nucleotides long. RefSeq names its product heart- and neural crest derivatives-expressed protein (gene Hand). Gene Ontology annotation, biological process: developmental process; regulation of transcription by RNA polymerase II. Gene Ontology annotation, molecular function: RNA polymerase II transcription regulatory region sequence-specific DNA binding; protein dimerization activity; DNA-binding transcription factor activity, RNA polymerase II-specific. Bases 156 to 698 code for a protein of 180 amino acids. The transcript has 4 exons. Lineage: Eukaryota; Metazoa; Arthropoda; Insecta; Diptera; Drosophilidae. The record is from RefSeq and is a predicted model, not a curated record.
AAUGCUCCCAUGAUGCAUUGUAAAUCGCGGUAAUCUUUUUUAAGUGCAAUCCGACAAUUAUCAGCCAUUUUCUAGAUAUAUGGUAUACAUAUAGAAAUAUAUUUUUACGGGUAUAAAAGAGCCAACUGAAAAGUGCGCUGGCUCUAGAGUGUGAAAUGUCGAAAUAUACGACAAGUGUUGUGUGCCCCGAACCAAAUACGUUUUAUUAUAAUGCCAGUUAUUCGAACAAUUCAAUUGUGGAUAUUAAUGGAUUAAAUUAUUCAGAGAAGAAAGUUCCCGACGAUAUAUACGCGCCCAUUAACAAUCAUUGUUUCAUUCCAAAUACGGCUGUGAGAACAAUAAAAAAACGCAACACGGCAAAUAAAAAAGAACGCAGGAGAACGCAAAGCAUUAACAGUGCUUUCUACAAACUGCGCGGAAAAAUUCCCAAUGUUCCUUCAGACACAAAAUUAUCUAAAAUUAAAACAUUAAAAUUGGCCAUAUUGUAUAUAAAUUACUUAGUGGACGUUUUAGAUGGUGAUCAGGAUCCGAAAAGUGGAUUCCAAGCAGAUUUAAAGCUGUCGAAUCGGAAAGUUUACAACGAAAGAAAACAAAGAAAUGAGAAUGCUAGUUUACUGACAAAGGGUCGUACUGGUUGGCCACAAGAUGUGUGGGCUUCCGAGCUUGUUCCUGAACAAAAUUCAUCUUGUACAUGCUAAAAAAUACUACAUAAAUAAAAUAUCGAUAAUAAUUAAGGCCUUUUGACUGUUUAUUACAAGUUUCUAAACUUCAUUUUG